Molecule: messenger RNA, 693 nt
Organism: Loxodonta africana (African savanna elephant)
Lineage: Eukaryota; Metazoa; Chordata; Mammalia; Proboscidea; Elephantidae
Gene: FGF3
Product: fibroblast growth factor 3
Exons: 3
Coding region: 1-693 (230 amino acids)
Biological process (GO): positive regulation of gene expression; fibroblast growth factor receptor signaling pathway; animal organ morphogenesis
Cellular component (GO): cytoplasm
Molecular function (GO): fibroblast growth factor receptor binding; growth factor activity
Source: RefSeq, a predicted model, not a curated record
AUGGCCCUGAUCUGGCUCCUGCUGCUCAGCCUUUUGGAGCCCGGCUGGCCCGCUGCGGGCACCGAAGCGCGGCUGCGGCGUGAUGCAGGCGGCCGCGGCGGCGUCUACGAGCACCUCGGCGGGGCGCCCCGGCGCCGCAAGCUCUACUGCGCCACCAAGUACCACCUGCAGCUACACCCGAGCGGCCGCGUCAACGGCAGCCUGGAGGACAGCGCCUACAGUAUCCUGGAGAUCACAGCCGUGGAGGUGGGCGUUGUAGCCAUCAAGGGCCUCUUCUCUGGGCGGUACCUCGCCAUGAACAAGAGGGGACGCCUCUAUGCCUCGGAGAGCUACAAUGCCGAGUGCGAGUUUGUGGAGCGUAUCCAUGAGCUGGGCUACAACACCUAUGCCUCCCGGCUCUACCGGACGGUGCCCAGCGGGCCCGGGGCACAGCGCCAGCCCAACACAGCCGAAAGACUGUGGUACGUGUCUGUGAACGGCAAGGGCCGGCCCCGCCGGGGCUUCAAGACUCGCCGCACACAGAAGUCCUCCUUGUUCCUGCCCCGCGUGCUGGACCACAAGGACCACGAGAUGGUGCGGCGGCUUCAGGGUGGUGCCGGGCUCUGGGGUGGCCUGGCCAGGCCACCGGGCAAGGGUCCCCAGCAGCGGCAGCAGCGGCAGCAGAAAAAGCAAAGCCGGGGCGCCCACGCUUAG